Ostreobium quekettii is the source of this 1350-nucleotide messenger RNA. NCBI's taxonomy places the organism in Eukaryota, Viridiplantae, Chlorophyta, Ulvophyceae, Bryopsidales, Ostreobiaceae. The record is from the annotation of a GenBank genome assembly.
AUGAACAAGCAUCGUUGGAGUGUUGGCCUCUUGAGUGAAAUGCCACCUGAGGGGAAAGUUGGCAUCAGCAGAAUGUGCAUUCUUGGCUACAACGUGAACAAAGGACAGGAGAUUUCUCUCAGGCUCAGGACUGAUGAUCUGAAGGGCUUUCGGAAGUACCUCAAGAUUCGCGAGACACUUGUCCAUGAGCUGGCCCACAUGGUAUGGAGUGAACAUGACAACAAUUUUAAGAGUCUGAACUCGCAGUUGCUCCGUGAGUGUGAUGAAUUUAAUCGGCAAAGUCAGUCUGGCCAUGUCCUUGGUGGCUGGGAGAUUCAGCGCCAGGAUUCAGAAGACAUGGAGCAAUGGCAGACCGAGUACCCCGAAACUGUCAGCCAAGUGGGGCACACACUGGGUGGUUCGUUGGUGACCAUUGUUGCUGACCCAAGGGCAGCUGCUCGAGAUGCUGCCCUGAAGAGGUUGCAAGCGGCAGGCCCAGUGCCAAAAGGCAGUGAGCAGGCUAGCUCCUCUGCUAGCCAAGAAUAUGGAAACAAAGUUGCGCAAGAGGAUGGAAUGGAGGCUGUGGAGCUGGAGCGGUUCGAGCACCACGAUCCACAAACAGCCGAUGAUGAGGACAGAAUGACGAAGCUGGGGUCACUUGACUUGGGUGAAGGUGGAUUAGGGCCAGAUGACCAUUGUUGCAGAUCGCACCCUGCCCCAUCCCCAUCUGGAGUUGCAGAUGUUGCCAGCAAUGCUGAUGUCCGACAGGAAGUCAAGGCUGACCAACACAAUGACGCUGAGCCAGGUUCUCCAAGAGGUGCAACUGUGGUGGCGGCGAGCGAUUGGGAACAAACUCUUGCCAACAACGUGGACUCCCAGCAAGGAGGCAUGCCUGAUGAAUGUCCCAACCUCGAGAAUGCUUCGUCCAGAGGUGUGACUGCACAGGCAGCAGGACAAUUGGUGGAACCCUCAAGUUCACAUUUCUCUGACGACCAAAUGCAGGAUGUGGCUUCCACCGAAGACCCAGCAGUAGAAAGAUAUAAGAGAGCAGAGGCUGCUCUGGAUAGACUGCUUUCACUGCCAGGUGGAGGAGACUCGUUAGUUGCACUGCAGACAAUGGAAGUGAUUCUCCGAAAUGCGCUGGGGUCACCUGCAGAGGAAAAGUACCGAAGGUUGAGGUGCAGGAAUCCGACAAUAUACUCGCGUGUUGUGAGGCAUCCAGCAGCGGUGGAUUUGUUGGGCGUGGCAGGAUUUCAGAGGGAAGAGGGUGGCGACCCUGUGCUGCGUCUGCGGAACAAUGACCCAGGCGUGCUUUGGUUGACGUUGUCUGUUGUUCAAGAGGGAUUGCAGCGGAUCGGUAAUGCUUCUUGA